AACAAAAUGAGUACUAAGACAAGUUACACACUUGCUCCAAUUACCGUAAUUCCGGCUACGUUAGCACAGACCAUCAGUAUAGGUAAAUUAGAAGUCAUAAGCAUCUAAUUUCAACAAUUGUCCUUCCAAACAACACCCUCGAGGAAGAGAAACGAAAUGGGGUCGCCGACCUUGGAUAUUCGCCUAAUCUCUGCGCAAGGAGUCAAGAAUGUGAGAAAAUUGCAGGUGAGAAGCUUGUUCAAGAUGAAGGUGUAUGUGGUGGGUUUCAUCGACGGCGAUCCAGAUUCUAAGCAGCAAACGCCCGCUGACAACGACGGCAGCACAAACCCCUUCUGGGAUUUCCAGAUGAAAUUCAAAAUCCAUGAAUCUGCCAUCCGAGACGACCAAGCCCACCUCGUUCUCGAGCUCUAUUGCGACCGCAGGCUUGCCGAUCCCAAGUACGUUGGAGAGGUCCGAGUCCCGAUUAAGGAGCUCUUUGACAGAGCCGGCGAGAGGACUUCUGAUCUCGCCGUAAGCUAUCCCGUCACUCAACCCUCACAAGACCCAGAAGGGAAAUUGAACUUCUGGUAUAAGUUUGUCGGAGUUUCCUUGCCAAACGAAAUACCAUCUCCGCCACAUAAGCCACCUUCCAACAUCCGAAAGGGUUUGUCGAUUUAGAUUUCGCGUUCACUGGCCGUGAACGACUGAAAGCCAUUCUCAUUGCAGUUGGCUUCAGACUCGGGCUAUCGCGCAAUUGUAAUAUGUAUAGUAUUUGCCUCCUCUAUUUUUAGUCUUGCCUGUCAAGAAAGCAAGAGAAAGAUACCCACUCCGGCGAUUUCUCGGACCCCUGCAACUCUCCCACCGAUUCGACGACUAUGAAGAACAACUACUCCAUCUCGUUCUAGAUUUCCAGAAACCCCUCAUUCAGAAGGUUGUGAGGGUCGCAGCCUCGCAGGUGAUCCCCGUCGCCGGCUCGUCGGAACUCGGAACACGACGCCUCGCUUGACACAAAUUAAUGGGGUCGAAGACUUAUACAGUUAGCACGUCACAUGCUACCCCACAAAAUUAAUUAAUUAGCGAGGUUUUUUCUUAUUUAACCAUGUGGUUGUAUGAACACUUUACUAAAAACUUUGUUGAAAGUUAAAAGCUUGCUGAGAUUCA
This is a messenger RNA of Nelumbo nucifera (sacred lotus), 1140 nucleotides long. The record is from RefSeq and is a predicted model, not a curated record. NCBI's taxonomy places the organism in Eukaryota, Viridiplantae, Streptophyta, Magnoliopsida, Proteales, Nelumbonaceae.